UUGUGUGUUGCGUCUUAGCAAGUAAAGUGUUAAUUUUUAUUACUUGCCAAGAUGGCAAAGCCUAGAUUUUUUUUUUGUUCUAUAAAUGCAGUGGAGUGGGUUUUCUUGAUUUGAGUUGAUACAACACUAAUUAAUCCUUGUUUAGGGAUCAAAAUGGUAACAUUCUUGAAAACCCAAUUGAGCUCCCAUGUCAUAGAGGGUGAAGAAAGUGGGAAUGGUGAAGUUGAGAAAAACCCUUCUAAAACCCAUUCAUUUCCCUUUUGGUACUGUGCUGAAACAGGUAUAUACAGCAGUAAGUACCCUUCCAUAAAAUUGCCAGAAGACCCUUUGCUUGAUGUUGUUUCCUUCAUUUUUUCUCACAAAAAUGGUGGGGUUUCUGCUCUUGUGGACUCAGCUUCUGGCAUUUCAAUUUCCUAUUCAGAGCUUUACCCCUUGGUUAAGUCUAUGGCUAGUGGUCUUCAACAAAGGGGUGUUUCACAAGGUGAUGUUGUUUUGAUUCUACUCCCUAAUUCCAUUUAUUUCCCUGUUAUUUUGUUGGGUGUUUUGGCUCUUGGUGCAAUUGCAACUACUAUGAAUCCCUUUAGCAAUUUGUUAGAGAUAAAGAAGCAAGCCCUUGAUUGUUCUGUAACUUUGGCAUUCACUUCUAGUGAUAAAGUUGACCAAUUGUCUACAUUAGAUAUUCCAGUUAUAGGGGUGCCAGAAAUUUUGGUUUCUGGUUCGAAUUGUAGUGAAAGUUCUGUUUUUUAUGAGCUGAUUUCCUGUGAUCCUAAUUGGGAUUCAAGACCUAAAAUAAGUCAGCAAGAUACAGCGGCAAUUCUGUACUCGUCUGGUACUACUGGUGUGGGAAAAGGCGUUAUCUUGACUCAUGGGAACUUUAUAGCCAUGGUGGAAACUUUUGUGAGGUUUGAAGCUUCACAAUAUGAAUAUUCGAGUUCUGAGAAUGUGUAUUUGGAUGUUACACCAAUGUUUCAUGUGUAUGGGCUUUCUCUCUUUGUGAUGGGGUUGUUGUCGUUGGGAACUACCAUUGUUGUGAUGAGCAAAUUUGACGCUGAUGAGAUGGUGAAAGCUAUUGAGAGAUACAAUGUCACUCAUUUUCCCCUAGUCCCACCAUUACUAAUGGCAUUGACUAGAAGAGCAAAGGAUGGUGCUUCGAGCAGUAUGAAGAGCUUGAAACAGGUUUCAUGUGGUGCAGCACCAGUAAACCCAAAAUCCAUUGAAGACUUCGUUCACACUCUCCCGGAUGUUGAUUUCAUUCAGGGAUAUGGCAUGACUGAGUCAACUGCUACUGGAACACGUGGUUACAAUACUGAAAAGCUGCAUAAUUAUUCUUCAGUAGGGCUUCUAGCUCCAAACAUGCAAGCUAAAGUAGUGGAUUGGAUCACCGGUUCAACCUUAGCUCCCAACUGCAUGGGUGAGCUCUGGCUUUGUGGACCUGGUGUAAUGAAAGGAUACUUAAAUAACUUAGAGGCUACUAAGUCUACCAUUGAUGACAAUGGUUAUCUCCAUACUGGUGAUAUUGCGUAUUUUGAUGAAGAAGGAUAUCUUUAUGUCAUUGACCGUCUGAAAGAGACUAUCAAAUACAAGGGAUUUCAGAUAGCUCCCGCUGAUUUAGAAUCUGUAUUGGUCUCACAUCCAGAUAUCAUUGAUGCUGCAGUAACAGGAGCCCGAGAUGAGGAAGCUGGAGAAAUUCCAGUAGCAUUUGUCGUUAAGAGAGACGGGUGUGCAGUUUCCCAAACAGAUGUAAUAGACUUUGUUUCUAAGCAGGUUGCACCAUUCAAGAGGAUUAGAAAAGUUUACUUCAGAGCUUCCAUACCCAGGUCUGCAGCUGGGAAGAUACUUAGAAAGGAGUUAAGGAACAUAUUAACUUCCAAAUUAUAGAGCCUCUUCAUCAACUGUUGAGCUGUGAAGCUGCCUAACAAUGUUCGUUAACCGGCGAUACACAGAAGAAAUCAGUUAUAGAUUAAGAUACUUUUUUUUGUGUUUCCUUAUAAUAGAUGCAAAAGCACCAGUUACCUGGUAAUAUGUACAAUUUUUUUAUCAACCUUGUGAUUUUAGCAGCUCUGGUUGCCAUCUAUAGCUGCUAAAACGUAUCGAAUAAUCCCUUCGUUCAGUAUAUUGAUCUCCUGAUAUUUUGCUGAAA
This is a messenger RNA of Solanum lycopersicum (tomato), 2140 nucleotides long. Its product is annotated as 4-coumarate--CoA ligase-like 6. Gene Ontology annotation, biological process: ubiquinone biosynthetic process. The record is from RefSeq and is a predicted model, not a curated record. Gene Ontology annotation, molecular function: CoA-ligase activity. Gene Ontology annotation, cellular component: peroxisome. Lineage: Eukaryota; Viridiplantae; Streptophyta; Magnoliopsida; Solanales; Solanaceae.